Messenger RNA from Ziziphus jujuba (common jujube), 1485 nucleotides. Its product is annotated as putative Myb family transcription factor At1g14600. Bases 319 to 1449 code for a protein of 376 amino acids. The transcript is spliced from 5 exons. NCBI's taxonomy places the organism in Eukaryota, Viridiplantae, Streptophyta, Magnoliopsida, Rosales, Rhamnaceae. The record is from RefSeq and is a predicted model, not a curated record. Gene Ontology annotation, molecular function: DNA-binding transcription factor activity; DNA binding.
AAGUAGCUACAGAGAGAGAAAGAAAGAGAGAGAGAGAGAGAGAGUUAAUUUGUAUGUCAAAGGAGAAAAGUAUCCAAGUUUUUCCAAGUUUCCGUACCAAUUCGUCAUAGUGCUCAACUGCCUUAUUUCAUCAAGACAAUUUUUCUCUCCAAACACACAUCUUGAGGUAAUUAAGAAGGGGGAUGAGCGCAUCAAAAUCAUUUCUCAAUCAAAAACAAAGAAGAUGAUACCAAGAUCUCAUCACUACUAUUUCUUGUUGAUCAACAAGUUGGAAUUGGAAAUAGGAAGCAAAGUAGUUUCAUAAAGAUCAAGAGAUCGAUGGUGAGAAGUGACGAUAGUUCCGAAGUUUCCAGACCAAGCCCUUCAAAGGAGAACGAACCCGAGGAUGACUAUGAUCAGCAGCUCGACAACGAUAGCCAGCGGCUGAAGAAUGGUGGAAGCUCAAGCAAUAGCACAGCAGAAGAGAAUGCAAAGACGGGAGCUUCUGGAUCUGUAAGGCAGUAUGUUCGUUCCAAGACACCAAGGCUCCGAUGGACUCCUGAUCUCCAUCUUUGCUUUGUUCAUGCAGUUGAAAGACUAGGUGGACAAGAUAGAGCAACACCUAAGUUGGUUCUUCAAUUGAUGAACAUAAAGGGUCUAAGCAUAGCUCAUGUCAAGAGCCAUCUUCAAAUGUACAGGAGUAAGAAGAUAGAAGAUCCGAAUCAAGUUCUAUCAGAGCAAGGGUUUUUCAUGGAAGGAGGAGACCACCAUAUUUACAACUUCAGCCAACUCCCUAUGCUACAAAGUUUUAACCAAUGGCCUUCUAAUUCGGCUUUAAGAUAUGGAGAUUCUUAUCGGCGAGGUCACGAUCACCAGAUUUAUUUCCCUUAUUCAGGAAGAGCAGCUCUUGGUAGUUCAAGACAUGGACUAUAUGGUUCAGCCGCUGACAGAAUGCUCAGAAACAAUAACAUUGCCACUUCUUCAAGUAGUAAUCUUUCACCACUAAACAAUCCUUCUUUCAACAAAAUUGCUACUUGGAGAAGAAAUCAAGCUCAGGACGAGUACCUUUCGUUUCAUAGAUCUUGGCAAGAGCCAGUUAGACCGAAUUCAUCAUCAAUGGAAGCUAACCUUCAUCAUCAAGCAAUUUCUUUAAAGAACAAUGGGUCUAUUACUACAAAUAGUAGAACAAUUCAAGAAGCUGGUCAAAACCCAUUGAAAAGAAAGAGUUCGGAAUCGGAUUGUGACUUAGAUUUGAAUUUAUCUCUGAAAAUAAGACCAAAAGAUGAUGAACUAGUAGUUUAUGAGAAGGGUUUGGAAGGUCAUGAAGAAGUGCUUAGUAGUACUUUGUCUCUUUCUCUGUCUUCAACUUCAUCCUCGAAGCUUAGCAGGGUAAAAGAAAAAGGUGGUGAUCAUCAAGAUAGGAAGCAAGCUAGGAGGAUGGCAACAAGUACUUUUGAUCUGACUUUAUGAAUGAGACAAUUCUGAGUGAGAUCUUGAAGUACUUGU